AUGUUGCGAGUGCAAUUGAAAAAUUGUUAUAUAGGAGCAUUGAAGCGAUUCAUGAUGCAGAUCGUGGAUGAUGUGUGCCUGUCAUUUCCAAACAACAAAUUAGACUACAAACUUCAAAGAAACAACAACAUCAACAAACGAACAAAAAACAGAAGUAGAAGGAUAUUCACAUUUGAAACAGAAACAAAUUCAACACAUAACGAAUCCGAAAACAACAUCAACAACAACAACAACAUUAUCAACAACAACACCAACAACAAUAACAUUAUCAACAACAACAACAACAUCAACAACAACAACAUCAACAACAUCAACAUCAACAACAUCAUCAACAACAACAUCAACAACAACAUCAACAACUACAAUAGGGAUGCUGACGUGGUUGCGCAACAAUGUAGAGACACCAGAUUGAAACCAACGACACAUUUAAUUGUUGCUCUGCCGAAGAGUUUGAAGAUAGGCGUUGUAAAACUUUUUGUGAAGAAGCAACAUUCCAACAGUUUGUUGCUCAACAAUUGGUCUCGCCUCAACAAAACCAGUAAAGUUAUUUAUGAACGGUUUCGAUUUUUCCAUACCCUCCUCAUCAUCAUCGUCUUCUCCAUCGCUGUGGCCAUCCUCAAUCUUAUUGAGUCGAAUUGUCUUAAUGAAGAGAUGGAAUCGUUUGAUCAUCCAUUCCCGAUUUAUCGGGCCACAUCGCCACAGCGACAUAACAAUAAUAUAACACCUGUUCUAUCUAGCCAGUACUUCUGCAUUUACACUAUGCGUCAACACCAGGUUCACUUUUAUCGUGCAGCGCUUAACUCUUAUGAAGUGUCGAACAUGCAAACCACGACAGUAUGGUAUGGUGUGUUUGAAAUAAAAAGUUAA
This is a messenger RNA of Helobdella robusta, 867 nucleotides long. RefSeq lists its product as hypothetical. Bases 1 to 867 code for a protein of 288 amino acids. NCBI's taxonomy places the organism in Eukaryota, Metazoa, Annelida, Clitellata, Rhynchobdellida, Glossiphoniidae. The record is from RefSeq and is a predicted model, not a curated record. The transcript has 7 exons.